Helianthus annuus (common sunflower) is the source of this 142-nucleotide messenger RNA. Its product is annotated as phosphoenolpyruvate carboxylase-like. The record is from RefSeq and is a predicted model, not a curated record. Bases 5 to 142 code for a protein of 45 amino acids. The transcript has a single exon. Lineage: Eukaryota; Viridiplantae; Streptophyta; Magnoliopsida; Asterales; Asteraceae.
UGUAAUGGCUACUCGAAAUUUGGAGAAAUUGGCAUCGAUUGAAGCUCAGUUGAGGCUUUUGGUUCCUGGGAAAGUACAAGAGGAUGAUAAGCUUAUUGAGUAUGAUGCUUUGCUUUUGGAUAAGUUUCUUGACAUUCUUUAG